Papilio machaon (common yellow swallowtail) is the source of this 1808-nucleotide messenger RNA. RefSeq names its product zinc finger protein 664. The record is from RefSeq and is a predicted model, not a curated record. The transcript has a single exon. Gene Ontology annotation, cellular component: nucleus. Lineage: Eukaryota; Metazoa; Arthropoda; Insecta; Lepidoptera; Papilionidae. Bases 128 to 1597 code for a protein of 489 amino acids. Gene Ontology annotation, molecular function: zinc ion binding; RNA polymerase II transcription regulatory region sequence-specific DNA binding; DNA-binding transcription factor activity, RNA polymerase II-specific. Gene Ontology annotation, biological process: regulation of transcription by RNA polymerase II.
AUGAAGAUCCUUCUCAGACUGUAUUAAUAAUUUUAACAAGACGAAGUUUAUAGUUUAUAAUUAUUAUUGUAAAAUUAAAUAUAUUUCAUACAAGCGCAAACGUGAAAAAGCACCUUUCUAUUAUAUCAUGGAAAAAGAGGGCAUAACUUAUUGUCUUUUAUGCGCUCAAAUAAAAUGUUUCAGUAAGUUAAUAAAUUUGCACACCGAUGGAAUGUUACAAAAAACUGCAAUUAAAUUGUCCCGUUUGAAUAUUUCAUACGAUGCUCUUGACGAUAAAAAAUUACCAAGAAUGAUAUGCAUUUCUUGUAUGGAAAAAUUGGACAAAGCUUUUGAAUUCGUUUCGGAAGUGGACAAGGCCUUGAUCAUGCUGAAAGAAUUAUAUGAAAACAAAUUAAAAAAAGAUGAUAGUUCCACAGAAACGCAAGAGAGUGAUGUGAGAGAUAGUGAAUCCAAGUACAGUGUAUACAUUAAGCCAGAAGAUACCCAAUCUUCAGACUCUGAAGCAAGUUGUGAUUCACUAGGUAAGAAGCGCGAUACUUCUAGUGAAAGAUCUCUUAGCGAUACAUUGGAAAAAAAUUCAGACAUGUCUUCAAAACAGUUAACUUGGAAUGAUUACAUAUGGACCUGUGCAUACUGUGAAACACAGUUUUCUACCCUUGAAGAACUUCAAACACAUUCAAUGCAAUAUCAUCAAUGUUGUAAUGCCUACAAAUGCUAUGACUGUAAAAUAUGGAAGAUGAACUUGAAACAAUUCAUAAUCCAUGUCAAAAGUCAUAAGAAAUAUCUUAAAGUGGUGUGUCAUAAAUGUAAUAAGAAAUUUAUGUUUGCAUGUCAUGUACAUAUGCACAUGAAAACUGCCCAUGCUACGAAAUCACCCUUUGUUUGCCUGGGAUGUGAUGUUGAUUUUCUAAAUCAAGAAGAACUAAGUAAUCAUAGCCAGGCAUUUUAUAAAAAUAAGCGUAGGAAAUAUAUUCCAUUAAGAAUAAAGUCUAAUACAAAUAAUUUAUACUGCAUUACUUGUAAAAAAUCAUAUAAAACAAAGGGAACUCUCCAUGCUCAUUUAUUAACUCACACUGACAGAAAACGAGAGCACAUUUGUGAGAAAUGUGGCAAGGGUUUCUUAAGGAAACGUGAUUUAGUAGAACAUACAUCAAUACAUGAUGAACGUAUACAUCAAUGUAAAGUGUGUCAGAUGAAAUUCAAAACUUUAAGGAUUUUGAAGCAGCAUGAAAGUAUCCACAGUGCUGAGAAACCAUUCAAAUGUGAUGAGUGUGGGCGAGAAUUCCGUCUGAAAAAUCAACUGACUACACACAGUAUUAUUCACACUGACUCCCGGCCACAUGAAUGCACUUAUUGCGACAAAAAAUUUCGAUUUAGGAGUGUACUUCAUCUUCACCUACGACAGCACACUGGAGAAAAACCAUAUUCAUGUGAUAUAUGUGUUCGGAAGUUUACAAAUUGGCCUAAUUACAAUGUACACAUGAAACGAAUGCACAAAAUAAAUAUGGCGAAAAAGAAAUUACCUGCUAAUGGUACACCUAACAAUCAAUUAACUAGUAAAAUUACAAAAGAUUUAACUAAUGAAACACUUGAAUGAAAGAGUCAGAUGUUAAAUUGGAGAGCAAGAGAAAAGAAUAUUGUAACAUACAAGCUAAACUCUGUAUGCAAUUGUACUGCCAUGUAGAUCAAAAAUCUAUUAUGUUAAAGAAUAGUGUAAGCUAAAGUUUUCAUUAAGACAAAUCAACAAUUAAUUAUUUAAGGCACAAAUUAUUUAGGGUCAAACAGAAAGUUAUCACAUACUAUUAGUU